AUGAUGAACACUGCAGGCAACGCUACGCGAGCAGCUCGAUCACUGGCCAUCAUCGUCCAGGCGGCACGACCGGCCGUGCGUCGUUCUGCUCAGCCUUCCACUUUUGUUCGCACUUUGGCCAGCUCCUCCCGAUGCCUGAGCAAGGACGACAAUUUUGGCAAGGCUAAGCCGCUCGACACGCCUCCAUUGGCGUCCACCAAGGAGGAUGUCGUCGUACCUUACCCUCAGGAUAGCUCGCGGCACCCUCGUGACGAUGUCGGACACAACACUACCGGUGGUCGUGUGGGGCGACACACUCAACGCACCCUGGCAAGCUUCUCGAUGGAGAACAAGGUGUGCGUCAUUACAGGUGCUGCUCGUGGUAUCGGUAACCUGAUCGCUCGUACCUUUGUCGAAUCUGGCGCCAACAGCAUUGCCAUUGUCGAUCUCAAUGAGGAAGAAUGUCAGCAUGCUGCCAAGGAGGUCGAGGAUUGGUUUGUCCAGCAUGGCGGUGUGCAGCCCGGCGAGCUCGACAUCCAGGGCUACGGCUGCGACAUCUCGGACGAGGCACAGGUGCAAGACGUCAUCGGCCGCAUUCACAAGCGUUUCGGCAAGAUCCACGUCGCCGUCAACUCGGCGGGUAUUGUCGAGAACUUCCCUGCCACCGAGUACCCAACCCCCAAGCUCAAGAAGCUUUUCGAUAUCAACAUCAACGGCUCGUACUUUGUCGCUCGCGAGGUAGCCAAGCGCAUGAUGGAGGAUGAGGUCCGCGGCUCGAUCGUCAUGAUCGCGUCCAUGUCCGCGUCGGUGGUCAAUGUGCCUCAGGCUCAGGCGCCCUACAAUGCUUCCAAGGCAGCAGUCAAGCACCUGGCCAAGUCGAUGGCGGUCGAAUGGGCCAAGGCGGGCAUCCGUGUCAACUCGCUCUCGCCCGGCUACAUGCUCACGUCGCUGAGCCGUGCUGUGCUCGAGAACAGCCCGAACGGCAAGCAGCUGCGUACCACUUGGGAGAACCUGACACCCAUGGGCCGUCUCGGUGAUCCUGAGGACUUGAAGGGCGCCGUCGUUUACCUGUCCAGCGACGCUUCCGCCUUUACCACCGGCGCUGAUCUCAUCGUCGACGGUGGCUACACCUCGAUUUGA
This is a messenger RNA of Kalmanozyma brasiliensis GHG001, 1119 nucleotides long. RefSeq names its product NAD(P)-binding domain protein. Bases 1 to 1119 code for a protein of 372 amino acids. The record is from RefSeq and is a predicted model, not a curated record. Lineage: Eukaryota; Fungi; Basidiomycota; Ustilaginomycetes; Ustilaginales. Gene Ontology annotation, molecular function: oxidoreductase activity, acting on NAD(P)H, oxygen as acceptor. The transcript has a single exon. Gene Ontology annotation, cellular component: intracellular anatomical structure.